GGAGCCUGGUAGAGCGGAGGCAGAAGUCUGGCUAAUAUUGAAUUUUGUAAAGGAUAAGAUAUCAUUAAAGAUUUUUAUUGAACUCUUUAUUGCGAGAUGCGUGUUACACGGAAACGGUGGACUAUCUGCACGAUAAGCAUCCUGCUGAUUUUCUAUAAGACAAAAGAAAUAACAAGAAGUGAUGAACAUCAGGAAGCCCAACUCAGAGGUGAGAAUGAGCUGAGUUCAAGACUAAUGGUGAAUAAUUCCGAUAAAAUUCUCGGAAAGACUGUGCCUACAUUUUUCCAGCAUACAGUAGAUGGAUGGAGGGUCAAUUCUUCUCUUGUAAUUAUGAUAAGGAAAGACAUUCUCCGCUUCCUGGAUGCAGAGCGGGACGUCUCCGUCAUCAAGAGCAGCCUAAAGCCGGGUGACAUCAUCCACUAUGUUCUGGAGAGGCGGCGGACGCUCAACAUCUCCCACACCUUGCACAGCCUGCUCCCGGACGUGUCCCCCAUGAAGAACCGGAGGUUCAAAACCUGCGCUGUCGUGGGCAACUCUGGCAUCCUGCUCAACAGCGGCUGCGGAAGGGAAAUCGAUGAUCACGAUUUUGUCAUAAGGUGUAACCUGGCACCGCUGGCGGAGUUCUCUGAGGACGUGGGCCUGCGGUCCGACUUCACCACCAUGAACCCCUCGGUGAUCCAGCGGGCCUACGGCGGGCUGAAGAACGAGACGGAUCGGGAGCGCUUCGUCCGCCGGCUGACAGCGCUCAACGACAGCAUCCUGUGGAUCCCGGCCUUUAUGGUGAAGGGGGGCGAGAAGUACGUGGAGUGCGUCAAUGAGCUGAUCCUGAAGAACCAGCUGAGGGUGAGGACGGCGUACCCCUCGCUGAGGCUCAUCCACGCCGUCAGAGGGUACUGGCUGACGAACAAGGUGAACAUCAAGCGGCCCAGCACGGGAUUGCUGAUGUACACCCUGGCCACCCGUUUCUGCGACGAGAUCCACCUGUACGGGUUCUGGCCUUUCCCCAAGGACCCCAGUGGCAACCCCGUGAAGUACCACUACUACGACAGACUCAAGUACCGCUACUUCUCCAACGCCAGCCCGCACAGGAUGCCGCUGGAGUUCAAAACGCUGAAAAGCCUACACAGCAAAGGCGCGCUGAAACUGACCACCUCUAAGUGCGCGCAGCCAUGACGCGCCCCCCCCACCCCCCAACCCCCACUCUCUCCGUUAGCCGCGCCGCGCCACACCGCGGGACUCGGGGCCCUGACCGCGGGCCCCCACGAAACAUCCCAGCAUUGCAUUUGCGCACAUCGAGGAAGAGGAAGGGAGCAGGGAGGCUGCGUAGAUGGCGGGAGCAGAGCAGGAAGGAGAAUGUCUGAGACGAAAGUAGCCCCGAGUUGCAAACGCAAGCGUGCCUUGUUUCAACCGAUCCGCCGAAAGGUGCAACACAAGGAAUGUGACGAAGAAAAAAGUGAUACCUUAAAAAGACUGGUUUAGCAUCUUGAGAAUGUCUUGCUAUGGGAUAUCAGUAUAUCUACCUUGUAAUCUUGUUAGGAAUGGUGUCAUUAAUUACAGUAGAGGGAAACUGUGCAAGGGAUAUGGCAGCAGUUAUCUAAAGGGAACAGGUGAUAGUCAGUGAUGUUACGUAUUUGGGAAUGUAUUUUGGAUGUUUCAGUUGAAGUAUGGAAGGUCCUAAAUAUUAAUUCCAAAGAUAUUGCUUUCAGUUUCGUUUGACAAUACUUCAAAAAGGAUUGUAUUGUGCAAAUUUGAAUGCUGUACUUUUUUUGGAGAUUAGAGGCCUCAGGGCAGGAAUUAUUUUUCUAUUUGCCAAGAUGGGAGGGUAACUGCCAGUCUUCUGGCACACCAUUUCUGAGAGCAGUCCAACAAUAUAGACCACUUCGCUGGACAAUUCAUCUCUUAGUUUUUAAAACUUGGAUGUAAAACUCUGCUGAAUGUAACACAGCGUAUACCAUUGGACUAAACUGUUUUGUGCAGCUACUGUGAAGUAAAAAAAAAUAUAUAUUAGAGGACUAGAUCAUAACUGUUUUAAAAGGACUUCUCCUUAGUUAUCUUACAGUUACAGUUAUAGCUUACAGUUAUCUGUCUAUGUGAAAGUUCCCAGCAUACACGGAUGGCCAACUCGUUCCUACUUGUGUAGCAUUACCCGUAUGGUCCUACUUUGACAGUGAUGUUCAAGUACCUAUUGGUUAUCUGAGCUAAGCUCAAACACAGUGAUACAAUACGUACAGUUAAAACAUAAUAUAACCAGUACUUUCCUAGUUGAAUGUUGACCCUAAUAAAGACUUCAUUUAUAUGAUGUCAUUUGAUAUUACAACAUGACGCUUGCUCGUAAAGACAGGAGGACGUUCUGCCUUACAUGUUGCACCUUUUUGCUUUUGUGGAAAAUGUCCUCGUCUUUGCAGCGAUUGUAGGCCUAGUUUAUUAAAGAGCAACUUCACAGUUUCCGUUACUCAUUCAAAGUCAGGCAGUAUUAAAAUGUAAAAAAAAAAA
Molecule: messenger RNA, 2493 nt
Organism: Megalops cyprinoides (Indo-Pacific tarpon)
Lineage: Eukaryota; Metazoa; Chordata; Actinopteri; Elopiformes; Megalopidae
Gene: st8sia4
Product: ST8 alpha-N-acetyl-neuraminide alpha-2,8-sialyltransferase 4
Exons: 5
Coding region: 97-1173 (358 amino acids)
Biological process (GO): N-glycan processing; oligosaccharide metabolic process
Molecular function (GO): alpha-N-acetylneuraminate alpha-2,8-sialyltransferase activity
Source: RefSeq, a predicted model, not a curated record